AUGGCUCUGUGUUGCUUAAGUGUGUGUAGUCUUUAUGUUACGUUAAAGGAUGUCGACUGUCUUGACAAUGCCAUACCUCGAUCUCUGAUGUCGUUUGUGCGCACGCUGAUUGCCUCCAUCGAAAUUGUCGCGGUGAUAAUCUGGUCGACACCGAUUUCAGCAGCUGCUCUUGGACCUCUGUUUGCCAUUUAUUUUCUGUUUUUGCGGUUCUACGUGAGCACUUCACGGCAACUGAAACGCCUUGAAUCAGCGUCAAGGUCCCCCAUCUAUUCCCAUUUUCAAGAAUCCAUACAAGGUGCAGCUUCAAUUCGAGCCUAUAGACUGGUCGAUGAAUUCGUCAAAGAAUCAGAACGAAGAGUGGACGAGAACCUCGCUACAUACUAUCCGAGCAUUGUGGCGAAUCGAUGGCUGGCUGUGCGUCUCGAACUUGUUGGUAAUCUCAUUGUUAUGUUUUCGGCGCUUUUCGCAGUGCUCUUCAGAGAUUCUCCUGGGCUCACUGCUGGUCUCGUCGGACUUUCUGUAUCAUACGCGCUUAAUAUUACGCAAACGCUCAACUGGGCUGUGCGAAUGACCAGUGAGCUGGAGACGAACAUCGUUGCGGUAGAACGUAUCAAAGAGUACAGCGACUCUCCAAUUGAAGGAGCUCAUUCUAAGCAGAAGCCAGUCGGCUCGUGGCCACAACAAGGAAGAAUCGACAUCAGGAAUAUCUUUUUGAGGUAUCGCGCUGGUUUAGAACCAGUGCUCAAGGAUGUCUCCGCAAGUAUAGAGCCGAAGGAAAAGGUCGGAAUCGUUGGACGUACUGGAGCAGGAAAAAGCUCUCUCACGCUUGCCCUUUUCCGGACCGUUGAGAUAGACAGCGGAAGUAUUGAGAUUGACGGCGAGAACAUAUCAAAGUUCUCUCUAGAGGAACUGAGAUCCCGAUUAACAAUCGUACCACAAGAUCCAGUACUGUUCUCAGGAACUUUGCGGUUCAACUUGGACCCAUUUGAUGCGUACUGUAAGAGGUUUUCUGGCGAUCUAAUAUCCUGUGUUUCAGCUGAUGAAGAAAUUUGGAACGCUCUUCGAAAUGCUCAUUUGGAGCCUUUCGUCUCGUCGCUUGCCGAGAAACUUCAGCAUCAAAUCUCAGAAGGAGGCGAGAAUCUGAGGCGAUUGUUGUGCCUGGCCCGAGCACUAUUACGUCGUCCGAAAAUCCUGAUUUUGGAUGAAGCGGCAGCAGCCGUCGAUGCUGAAACCGAUUCCCUUCUUCAGAGGACUAUUCGUGAGCAGUUCGCUGAUUGUACAGUAUUGACUAUCGCUCAUCGAUUACAUACGGUGAUGGACUGUGACAGACUUCUUGUCCUGUCGGCUGGAUGUGUUGUCGAAUUCGACUCGCCGAAAGCACUUCUUGCUAACCCCGAAGGCGUUUUCUAUGGAAUGGCCAAAGAUGCUGGCAUUGUAUGA
This is a messenger RNA of Cooperia oncophora, 1440 nucleotides long. The record is from the annotation of a GenBank genome assembly. Lineage: Eukaryota; Metazoa; Nematoda; Chromadorea; Rhabditida; Trichostrongylidae.